Molecule: messenger RNA, 7699 nt
Organism: Leptonychotes weddellii (Weddell seal)
Lineage: Eukaryota; Metazoa; Chordata; Mammalia; Carnivora; Phocidae
Source: RefSeq, a predicted model, not a curated record
GUUUUCUGAUAUAUGUUGGGUACCAUAGAGUGAAUCUCAGAACAGGAAGCGGAGGCAUAAGCAGAGAGGAUUCUGGAAAGGUCUCUUUGUUUUCUUGUCCACAGAGAAAGCAAAGAAAAAAACACUGUAAUUAAUCUGUAAAUCUCUGUGGCCAAAAAUCUGAACAACUGCAGAGAAAGGCACCUUAUACUCUAACCAUCUUGGAUACGGGGCUUUGUUAUGCUGUGAUCUGUCAAGCUCUGUUUUAUCAGAUUAUGGAGCAAGAAAGCUGACACCAAGCCACAUCAGAGUUCAUCAGGGAUGAGAUAUCUGUCAAGGAUUUGUGGCAGAGUGGCUUACGGGAAUAAAAAUACAGAAUCUCUUCUAGGGAUAGUAUAAGAACAAAUGAAAUAAUUCCCAGAAGUGGCCUGAAGCUUUUCCAAAAAAAGGCAAUUCUUAUGCAAGAAGCUACACGUAAUUAAAUGUGCAGGAUGAAAAGAUGGCACAGGCACUGCUGGUACCCCCGGGGCCUGACAGCUUCCGCCUUUUUACUAGAGAAUCUCUUGCUGCUAUCGAAAAACGUGCUGCAGAAGAGAAAGCCAAAAAGCCCAAGAGAGAACAAGACAAUGAUGACGAGAACAAACCAAAGCCAAAUAGUGACUUGGAAGCUGGGAAGAACCUUCCAUUUAUUUACGGAGACAUCCCUCCAGAGAUGGUGUCGGAGCCCUUGGAGGACCUGGACCCCCAGUGUCCAGAAGGAUACAUCUGUGUGAAGGCUGGCCGAAACCCCAACUAUGGAUACACAAGCUUUGAUACCUUUAGUUGGGCUUUCUUGUCUCUAUUUCGACUCAUGACUCAAGACUACUGGGAGAACCUUUACCAGUUGACAUUACGUGCUGCUGGAAAAACAUACAUGAUAUUUUUUGUCCUGGUGAUUUUCUUGGGAUCUUUCUAUUUGGUGAAUUUGAUCCUGGCUGUGGUGGCCAUGGCCUAUGAGGAACAGAAUCAGGCCACCUUGGAAGAGGCAGAACAGAAAGAGGCUGAAUUUCAGCAAAUGCUGGAACAGCUUAAAAAGCAACAGGAAGAAGCUCAGGCAGUUGCAGCAGCAUCAGCUGCUUCAAGAGAUUUCAGUGGAAUAGGUGGGUUAGGAGAGCUCCUGGAAAGUUCUUCAGAAGCAUCAAAGUUAAGUUCUAAAAGCGCUAAGGAGUGGAGGAACCGAAGGAAGAAAAGAAGACAAAGGGAGCAUCUUGAAGGAAACAACAAAGGAGAGGGAGACAGGUUUCCCAAAUCUGAAUCUGAGGACAGUGUCAAAAGAAGAAGCUUCCUUUUCUCCAUGGAUGGAAACAGACUGAAUAGUGACAAGAAAUUCUACUCCCCUCAUCAGUCUCUGUUAAGUAUCCGUGGCUCCCUGUUUUCCCCACGACGCAAUAGCAAAACAAGCAUUUUCAGCUUCAGAGGUCGAGCAAAGGACGUCGGUUCUGAAAAUGACUUUGCUGAUGAUGAGCACAGUACAUUUGAAGACAGCGAGAGCAGGAGAGACUCAUUGUUUGUGCCGCACAGACACGGAGAGCGACGCAACAGUAACGUUAGUCAGGCCAGUAUGUCAUCCAGGAUGGUGCCAGGGCUUCCAGCAAAUGGGAAGAUGCACAGCACUGUGGAUUGCAAUGGUGUGGUUUCCUUGGGCACCACCACUGAAACGGAAGUCAGAAAGAGAAGGCUAAGUUCUUACCAGAUUUCAAUGGAGAUGCUGGAGGAUUCCUCUGGACGGCAAAGAGCCAUGAGCAUAGCUAGCAUCCUGACCAACACAAUGGAGGAACUUGAAGAAUCUAGACAGAAAUGUCCACCAUGCUGGUACAGAUUUGCCAAUGUGUUUUUGAUCUGGGACUGCUGUGAUGCAUGGUUAAAAGUAAAGCAUCUUGUGAAUUUAAUUGUUAUGGAUCCAUUUGUUGAUCUUGCCAUCACUAUCUGCAUUGUCUUAAAUACCCUCUUUAUGGCCAUGGAGCACUACCCAAUGACUGGCCAAUUCAGUAGUGUACUGACUGUAGGAAACUUGGUCUUCACUGGGAUCUUCACAGCAGAAAUGGUUCUCAAGAUCAUUGCCAUGGAUCCAUAUUAUUAUUUCCAAGAAGGCUGGAAUAUAUUUGAUGGAAUUAUUGUCAGCCUUAGUUUGAUGGAGCUUGGCCUGGCAAAUGUGGAGGGAUUGUCUGUACUGAGAUCAUUCAGACUGCUUCGAGUUUUCAAGUUGGCAAAAUCCUGGCCCACACUGAAUAUGCUGAUAAAGAUCAUUGGCAAUUCUGUGGGGGCUUUAGGUAACCUCACCUUGGUGUUGGCCAUCAUUGUCUUCAUUUUUGCUGUGGUCGGCAUGCAGCUAUUUGGUAAGAGCUACAAAGAAUGUGUCUGCAAGAUCUCCAGUGACUGCCAACUCCCACGCUGGCACAUGAAUGACUUCUUCCACUCCUUCCUGAUUGUGUUCCGCGUGCUGUGUGGAGAGUGGAUAGAGACCAUGUGGGACUGUAUGGAGGUCGCUGGCCAAACCAUGUGCCUUAUUGUUUUCAUGUUGGUCAUGGUCAUUGGAAACCUUGUGGUUCUGAACCUCUUUCUGGCCUUAUUGUUGAGCUCAUUUAGCUCAGACAAUCUUGCUGCUACAGAUGAUGAUAAUGAAAUGAACAAUCUCCAGAUUGCAGUAGGAAGGAUGCAAAAGGGAAUUGAUUAUGUGAAAAAUAAGAUACGGGAGUGUUUCAGAAAAACCUUUUUUAGAAAGCCAAAAGUUAUAGAGAUCCAUGAAGGCAACAAAAUAGACAGCUGCAUAUCCAAUAAUACUGGAAUAGAAAUAAGCAAAGAACUUAAUUAUCUUAAAGAUGGGAAUGGAACCACCAGUGGUGUAGGUACCGGAAGCAGUGUUGAAAAAUAUGUAAUCGAUGAAAAUGAUUAUAUGUCAUUCAUAAACAACCCCAGCCUCACUGUAACAGUGCCAAUUGCUGUUGGAGAGUCUGACUUUGAAAACUUAAAUACUGAAGAGUUUAGCAGUGAGUCAGAACUAGAAGAAAGCAAAGAGAAAUUAAAUGCAACCAGCUCAUCUGAAGGAAGCACAGUUGAUGUUGCUCCACCCCGAGAAGGUGAACAAGCUGAAAUUGAACCUGAGGAAGACCUUAAACCGGAAGCUUGCUUUACUGAAGGAUGUAUUAAAAAGUUUCCAUUCUGUCAAGUAAGUAUAGAAGAGGGCAAAGGAAAGGUCUGGUGGAAUCUUCGGAAAACCUGCUACAGCAUUGUUGAACACAACUGGUUUGAGACUUUCAUUGUCUUCAUGAUUCUUCUCAGCAGUGGUGCUUUGGCUUUUGAAGAUAUAUACAUUGAACAGCGAAAGACUAUCAAAACCAUGCUAGAAUAUGCUGACAAGGUCUUCACUUACAUAUUCAUUCUGGAAAUGCUCCUCAAAUGGGUAGCUUAUGGAUUUCAAACAUAUUUCACCAAUGCCUGGUGCUGGCUAGAUUUCUUGAUUGUCGAUGUUUCUUUGGUUAGCUUGGUAGCCAAUGCUCUCGGCUACUCAGAACUUGGUGCCAUUAAAUCCCUACGGACAUUAAGAGCUUUAAGACCUCUAAGAGCUUUAUCCCGGUUUGAAGGCAUGAGGGUUGUUGUGAAUGCUCUUGUUGGAGCAAUUCCCUCUAUCAUGAAUGUACUCUUGGUGUGUCUCAUCUUCUGGCUGAUCUUUAGCAUCAUGGGUGUGAAUUUGUUUGCUGGCAAGUUCUACCACUGUGUUAACACGACAACGGGUAACAUGUUUGAAGUUAGUGAAGUCAACAAUCUGAGCGACUGUCAGGCUCUUGGCAAGCAAGCUAGAUGGAAAAACGUCAAAGUAAACUUUGAUAAUGUUGGCGCUGGCUAUCUUGCAUUGCUUCAAGUGGCCACAUUCAAAGGCUGGAUGGAUAUUAUGUAUGCAGCUGUUGAUUCACGAGAUGUAAAACUUCAGCCUGUAUAUGAAGAAAAUCUAUAUAUGUAUUUAUACUUCGUCAUCUUUAUCAUCUUUGGGUCAUUCUUCACUCUGAAUCUAUUCAUUGGUGUAAUCAUAGAUAACUUCAACCAACAGAAAAAGAAGUUUGGAGGUCAAGACAUCUUUAUGACAGAGGAACAGAAAAAAUACUAUAAUGCAAUGAAGAAACUUGGAUCCAAGAAACCUCAGAAGCCCAUACCUCGGCCAGCAAACAAAUUCCAAGGAAUGGUCUUUGAUUUUGUAACCAGACAAGUCUUUGAUAUCAGCAUCAUGAUCCUCAUCUGCCUCAACAUGGUCACCAUGAUGGUGGAAACUGAUGACCAGAGCAAAUAUAUGACUCUAGUUUUGUCCCGGAUCAACCUUGUGUUCAUUAUCCUGUUCACUGGAGAAUUUGUGCUAAAGCUCAUUUCUCUCAGAUACUACUACUUCACCAUCGGCUGGAACAUAUUUGAUUUUGUGGUUGUGAUUCUCUCCAUUGUAGGCAUGUUUCUGGCUGAGCUGAUAGAAAAAUACUUUGUGUCCCCUACCCUGUUCCGAGUGAUCCGGCUCGCCAGGAUUGGUCGAAUCUUGCGUCUGAUCAAAGGGGCCAAGGGGAUCCGCACGCUGCUCUUUGCCCUGAUGAUGUCCCUUCCUGCCUUGUUUAACAUCGGCCUCCUGCUCUUCUUGGUCAUGUUCAUCUAUGCCAUCUUUGGAAUGUCCAACUUUGCCUAUGUUAAAAAGGAAGCUGGAAUUGAUGACAUGUUCAACUUUGAGACCUUCGGCAACAGCAUGAUCUGCUUGUUCCAAAUUACCACCUCUGCUGGCUGGGAUGGAUUGCUAGCACCUAUUCUCAACAGUGCACCACCUGACUGUGAUCCUGACACAAUUCACCCUGGAAGUUCAGUUAAGGGAGACUGCGGGAACCCGUCUGUCGGGAUUUUCUUUUUUGUCAGUUACAUUAUCAUAUCAUUUCUGGUUGUGGUGAACAUGUACAUCGCUGUCAUCCUGGAGAACUUCAGUGUUGCUACUGAAGAAAGUGCAGAGCCCCUGAGUGAGGAUGACUUUGAGAUGUUCUAUGAGGUUUGGGAAAAGUUUGAUCCCGAUGCCACCCAGUUUAUAGAGUUCUCCAAGCUCUCUGAUUUUGCAGCUGCCCUGGAUCCUCCUCUCCUCAUAGCCAAACCAAACAAAGUCCAGCUCAUCGCCAUGGACCUGCCCAUGGUGAGUGGGGACCGGAUCCACUGCCUCGACAUUUUAUUUGCCUUUACAAAGCGUGUUUUGGGUGAGAGUGGAGAGAUGGAUGCCCUUCGAAUACAGAUGGAAGACCGGUUCAUGGCAUCAAACCCCUCCAAAGUCUCCUAUGAACCCAUCACAACCACUUUAAAACGCAAACAAGAGGAGGUGUCUGCUGCUAUCAUUCAGCGUAAUUUCAGAUGUUAUCUUUUAAGACAAAGGUUAAAAAAGGUAUCAAGUGAAUAUAACAAAGAGGCAAUUAAAGGAAGGAUUGACUUACCUAUCAAAGAAGACAUGAUUAUUGACAAAUUAAAUGGAAACUCCACCCCAGAAAAAACAGAUGGAAGUUCCUCUACCACAUCUCCUCCUUCCUAUGAUAGUGUAACAAAGCCAGACAAAGAAAAGUUUGAGAAAGACAAACCAGAAAAAGAAAGCAAAGGGAAAGAGGUCAGGGAAAAUCAAAAGUAAAAAAGAAACAAAGAAUUAUCUUUGUGAUCAAUUGUUUACAGCCUACGAUGGUAAAGUCUAUGUGUCAACUGGACUCCCAGAGGAGGUCUAUGCCAAACUGACUGUUUUAAUAAAUACUCAUGGUCAGUGCCUAUAACAAGACAGUGACCUCUCCAUCACUACAACUCUGUGAGUCAGGGUAUCAACAAGAUUGACAAGAGGUUGCUGUCUUCAUUACCAGCUGACACUGCUGAAGAGAAACUCAUUGGCUAUCUAGACUGUAGGGAUAAUUGUGCAAAGUGAUCGUUGUAACUACGCCAAACACCUUUAGUACAGUACUUGCAUCCACUCUAUUUUUAACUUCCAUAUCUGCCAUAUUUUUACAAAAUUUGUUCUAGUGGAUUUCCUUGCUCCCUAAUUCAUAGUUUAUUCAUAAUACUAUGUCACUAUUUUUGUAAAUGCAAUUUAAGUUGAGAAAAAAGCAUAUAAGAGCCCUGUGUUCCUACUCCAUAAGUCUCUCGAAUAAUUAGCAAAAGUGUUUUGAGAGAUAAAAUUCGUGCUCAAAACCAGAAAAAAAUAUUCUAAUGUCAAUAAUUUCAGGUACUUCCGUUUUCUAGAUGGCUUUAAUUUUGAAAGUGUUUUAGUCUGUUACAUUUGUUUAUAUCUGAACAGUUAUGUGCCUGUAAAGUCUCCUCUAAUUUUUAAAGGAUUAUUUUUAUGCAAAUAUUGUUUCCGCAAGUGCAAAUUUUAUUCUAAGUUCCAGAGCUCUAUAUUUAAUUUGGUUAAAUGCUUUCCAAAAACAAAAUGAAAAAAAUCUAGAAAAAGUAUAUCUAAAGUGUCACUUUAGAAUAGUUGUCCCACUUUCUGCUGCAGUAUUGCUUUGCCAUCUUCUACUCUCAGCAAAGCUGAUAUUUUAUGUCAAUUCAACACACCCUGUUAUGUAAAUAGUUAUUUUAUCCUGCGGUGCAUGUUUGGGCAGGAAUAUAUAUAUAUAAUAUACAUAUAUUAUAUAUAUAUAUAUAUAUAUUCUGCUAAACAACAUCUUUUAAAUCAAAUAUGUACCACAGUGUAUGUGUCUUUUGCAAGCUUCCAACAGGGAUGUAUCCUGUACCAUUCAUUAAACAUAAAUAGUUUGAAGACUAUCACUAAUGCAUGUUAAUAUUGCCUAUGCUGCUCUAUUUUACUCAACACAUUCUUCACAAGCCUUGGUUAGAAGUCACAUGUUGGUAGAGUGAAUUCAAACAGCUCUAUCCAGUAUGUCAAGCAGAAUAGCUUGCAGUUACUUAAAAGUAUCUUUACUUUUGCAUUUUUAAUUCAACUUGAAUGUCACAUGGUGUCUCUCUAUAUUUCAAAGAAACACACUGAGUACUGCCUAUUGUCAAAACCUAUACUUCAUAUUUUGCUAAAAAUAUGUCCAAAACUUGUUUAAAUAUAAAUAAUGUAAAAAUAUGAUCAAUUUUAUUUGUUGCAUUUUGUACAUAAGAAAAUUAUUUUCAGGUUGAUGACAUGGCAAUUUAUUUUACUUUAUGCUUUUGCUUUUUAUUUUUAAUCACAACUCCAAACUUUUGAAUCCGUAAGACUUUUCAAUGAAUAAUUUCCUAAAAUAAAAGUUAGACAAUGGGUUUUGUGGAUUUCUUUGUUAUAAUAUAUUUUCUACCAUUCCAAUAGGAGAUACAUUGGUCAAUAUUCAAACUUAGAUCAUUUUUUACCAACUAUGGUUGCCUCAAUAUUACCCAUUAUUCAUGGAAAUUUUUUUUUACUCAAACUUUUGUAGUAUUUGCUUAUGCAGACUAGUCUUAUUUUUUUAAUUCUUGCUACACUAGAGCUAUUAGAGGAAUAACAUGGGCUCUGUCCUUUUUAGCCAUGAACAAAGUGGCAAAGUUGUGCAAUUACCUAACAUGAUAUAAAUUUUUGUUUUUUGCACAAACCAAAAGUUUAAUGUUAACCUUUUACGAAACUAUUUACUUGUAGUGUACUAAUGAACUGCAUGCAGGGAAUUGCUAUUACUAAAAAGAAUGGUGAGCUACGUCAUUAUUGAGCCAAAAGAAUAAAUAUUUCAUUUUUUAUUAUAUUUAA